Molecule: messenger RNA, 2144 nt
Organism: Vollenhovia emeryi
Lineage: Eukaryota; Metazoa; Arthropoda; Insecta; Hymenoptera; Formicidae
Product: coiled-coil domain-containing protein 174
Exons: 2
Coding region: 337-2070 (577 amino acids)
Cellular component (GO): nucleus
Source: RefSeq, a predicted model, not a curated record
GACAGUGCUCAUUCCAGUAUGGUUAUGGUUUGAUGGUUAAUAAUAAUCUUGUCUAUCAUAUCAAGAGAGUCCUGUGACAGUCCUGUUAAAUGGUUUAAAUGUCUUAGUUUUCCUCUCAUUUAUGCAACGUUAUGAAAUUUCUUUGAUUUUCAUAAUUCGCGCAUAUGUCUCGAACCUCUCGUCAGAUAAUUAACUUAUGUAUAAUUGACGAAAUCAUUUAACUGUCAAAUAAUUAGACGGGGAAAACGCAAGUUUGACACGGUUACGUUCCUUUGCAAAACAUUUGCAGUUCUCUCUUUCCUUAUCGAGAUAGCAAUUGAAGUCAAUAACGUAACGAUGAACAUGACUAAGAAAAUAAACGUAAAUUUUUCAUCCCUGGUGGGUCUGAAAGCAGAGCUGCUGAGAAAGCAGGUUGAAGUAAACGAAGCCAGGUUGAAAACUGAGACUGUCAAUGUGCCGCCACUGUCAAGUAAGAAGAAGAGUAAGAAAUCCGUCGUGGGCGGUGCUGAAGGGAACGUCAAGAGAUCGGUGGACCCGGAGGACAUUGUCGCCCACAAAAAGUCGAAAUUGAUGUUGGAGGCCAAGGCGAGAUUGUACGAGAGGCUGAAGAAGUCGAAAAAUAAUGACGAUAAAUUUCUCGUUGAUUUUGAGAACAAGCUGAGCGAGCCCAGUGAGGAAGUGGACGAAGCGAUAGAUGAGGAAUAUCCCAUAGAACCGGAGGAAAAUUGGGUGGAGUAUCAGGAUUGCUUUGGCCGUACGAGGAAGUGUUUGCGGGAGGAUCUGCCACACAUGCAGCGAAAGGACGAUUUGAUAAAGCAGGAAGUAAUGAAGAAACAUUUCGGCGAGGAUCAAGAAGAGGAGAAGCAGCAAUACUCUGUCCAGGAGAAAGAACCCGAGAUCGAGAUCAUGCGUAGAAAAUGGGAGGAGCAAACGCGAAAGUUAGCGGACAAAGUUGAUAUACAUUAUCAAGACAUAUUGUUUGAUGAGGCACGAGCGCACGGCGUCGGCUACUACGCGUUUUCGCAAAACGAGGAGGAGAGGGCGAAGCAGCAAGAAAACCUGACGAACUUGAGAAAGGAAACGGAGAGGAAGCAGAGGGAAACGAGAGAAGUGAAGGAACUAAAGGAGAGAAUGGAGCAGAAUAGAUUGAAGGCAGCGAGAAUUAGGCAGCGUAUCAGAGCGGGCUUGCCAGCAGAGCCUACAGAGGAGGAGUUAGCCCAAGAAAAGUUAAUAAAUUUGACUAAAAAUGUUAAUACCGGCGAAGAUAACGAAUCUACAGAAACAGAUAAAGAAAAAUCCGAUGAGAAAGCUGAUCGUGUGUCUGUAAGUGUCGAUGAAUUCACCGAGAGUAAAGAGACCAACGACGAAGACAAGAUAAGAGCCUUUGGAGAACUUUUGGGUAAGAGGAAUCACUGGCAUGUGAUGUCGCAAGAAGAAUGGGUGGAUAAAUGUAGAACACAGAGAAUUAGCAAGUUCGGGCCAGUUUACGAUAACUUUACAAGCGCUGGACUUUACAACAGCUCUCGGAGCGUCGACGAGCGGUCAACUCAUAAGGAAAAGUCGGAUGACGCAGACACUUAUAAUUCUCGGAAAUCCAUUGAAGAAUCUAAUGACAAUUUACAGAAUCGUGGAGAUGGCAACAAUUCCGUUGGUAAUGAGACAGUUUCCAUUGUGAGAGAUAGCGAUAGUCAGAACGACAAGAACACUUUACUAGGACAUCUCACGGCCGACAGGAACUCCCAUGAAUUGUCUGAGAGUACUAUAGACCCGACAUUAGUUCCUGCUAUGACUUUACCUCAGAGACAAGCGACCGUUUCGUAUCCGUUAUCGCAUCUGUCCAGUAAUUAUUCACGAGAUGUACGCGACUACGCUGGAUAUACGCCCGAACAGCAAAAACAAACAGACGAUAUGAAUAUCCCUCUUCCUGGUGAAAAUGACGUUUUAGCUUCUAGUACCAGUCAUACAGACGCUCAUGAAUCAUUGCCACAAAGUAUAAACGAAGAUAACAUUAUGGCUGGUCUUAAAUAUUUAAGAGAAAAAUUUGAGGCGAAUCAUAGUAAAUGCACGUAAUGAAGAAUCAUUUAUAUUAUAUCGAAUGUACAUAAAUAGCAAUUUAAUAUAAUUUUAUAUAAAAAUAAACAUAC